UUGGCAAAUGCCGUGACCUGGUUGGACGAGCGAACUACUACUCACUCAAUCUCCUGCUGGUAGUCGCAGCCUGGGCCAGCGUUGAGGAUGCUCUUCGACAAUGCGACGUUGCUGGAGAUCUAUGCCGCUUUCGGCCUUGGCCACGAGCUUCGCCAAUGUAACGUGCGCAUUCAGCUGAUGAGCCUUUACCAAACACCCAUUGCAACGCACUAUCACCACUGCCGUCUUCGUCGGUCAAUCCUGGGGUACCAUUGCCCACACUUUUUUUGCCGUCUACCCAUUUUGCAACCAGCCACGUGGGGUCAUCGCUAUGCGGUCCAUACUGUCGUCUGCCUCGCGGAUCCGACGUCGGUGUUCUCCACAGCAGUUUCAAGCUUGUGUGCUUUGACGCUCCCAGAGACAGUCGUAACUCUGAGCCAUCACCCAACUUGUCGUGCCUUCUUCGGGUUUCGUGCGUUCAAGGCGCGCAGCCUCAUCUGUCUCCAGGAGUCCACACGCCAGCUAAGCGAUUGGCCGUAUCUCUGCUAGGCGGUGCGACAUGAGGGCGACCCAACGGUGGUAGCCAGACACCUCGUGUGACCAGAACCUUGCAGCGCAUGUACAGUGGUAUUUCGCGUUCUAAAGCACUCUUUUCUCCACUUCCCGGCCCAUGGGCGACGGCUCGUCCCAUUACGAUCUUGUCAAUCUGCUUUCUAUGCACAUGGUUCAAUCAUGCUCAGUCGCCCGGUGCGACUAGCAGCUGGAAAAGAAAGGAAAAAGAAAAAAGAGCUUUCGGAUCGAAGAAAAUGAAAUACCAUGCAAUGAACGGUUAGCGCCAAAUCAUAGCUCAACGUUGCACUCGCUUUGUGCCAUUUAAACUAUGAACAUUGUCGUACCUGGGAUAUGAAGACGAGGGAUGAAGAAGCAGCCCGUCACCGCUGCAAGCGAGCGUGCCUCACGGGACCCAAGUCGCCAUUCUCCGCGCAACUGUCGUUACGAACCAAAGCGUUUCGUGUCGUGAUGUGAAGCGAGGAAAUCGUCCAGCUCGCGCGUAUUAGAAGCGGCGCGUCAUGGACCGUCAACCCGGCUAACGGGUCUCUCUGAGCAACGGUUACACCAGAUUCAGCUCGCCUGCGCAAAGUCGAAGGGUAGCAGUCGAGGGGUCGCCAAAGUUAGCCCCAGAUGCUGUUUCAUCAGCUGAUGCCGGAUCGAGACGCGAUCGCGGCCGAUGGCCACUCGAGGGUUCGGAAGCGACGGCUGGAUCGAGGACGUACACAGAUAGACAUUCAUCACCCAUUUAGGUGCCGUAUAGGUUUGCACUUGGUGGCGACGACUUUGGUCUGUCGACAAUGCCCUUGAGAGCAUGGUCGCUUUCCAGAUAACGAUGCAAAAAAAGCCGUCGUCGUUUCGCCGCAGAACGUGAGAAACCUCUGUCGAUGAACAUAGCUAUGACAGCCCUUCAAUGCGAUGGUUCUUCCCCCCCCUCACCCUCUUCUCUCCUUUCCCAUCUCUCAUCUGACCAUACGAAACGAAAACGGAUUUCCCGGGCCAUUCGAAUCAGCUUGAGAGGAUGACAAUGUGCCCUUUUACUUCGACAGAGAUCAUCAUUCCGGCGUAGCGCCGAGCGUCCCAUUGCCUCAUUCGGGGAUGAAUAACUGGGGCACUUGGGUUCUGAGAACGCCAAAUACCCAUUCGUGAAUUAUUGCAUGUUCGUCGCUCGUGGGCAAGGGCACAGAGUCGCCGAGUUUCCAGGCGGAAAUGCAAUGUCACGUUCUCGCCAGAUGAGCCUGUAUGCUGCAUGCCGUUGCUAGGAUGAACCAAGGCAAUCGACUUUUUCACCUGCGAUCCCGGUAAAGCCGAGUUCACGAAUAAACAACAGGAUGUUUGGGAAUGCUACGUUUCAGAGGAGCUCGAAGUCAUGCACAAAUGGAUUAGGAAAGACUGCAAAGGUUGCAAGAAAUUGGCACACGAGUUUGCCAAAAAAAAAAAAAAA
This is a messenger RNA of Verruconis gallopava, 1972 nucleotides long. RefSeq lists its product as uncharacterized. Lineage: Eukaryota; Fungi; Ascomycota; Dothideomycetes; Venturiales; Sympoventuriaceae. The coding region runs from base 88 to 528 and encodes 146 amino acids. The transcript has a single exon. The record is from RefSeq and is a predicted model, not a curated record.